UAUGAACUGUGAUACACUAACCAAAAUAAUGCACAAUUUCGAAUAACUGUGCAAUAUCUGUGACGAAUUGUUGAUGUUUGUGAAUUCAUUUCAGAGGAGUCAGUUCGUUUGUGCUUUUGAUAUUCGCGUUGGUGCCAAAAGUUCGAUCACGACCAAUUGGUGCCUAUAUCAUGCUUUCAAUUUUAAUCGCAUUGUUGUCUGUGGGAUUGGCUGCCCUUUUGUCGCCUGUUGGACUGAAAGCUGGACUCAUAUCUCUGGCCUGUAUACUUGUGGUGGAAAUUCCAAUAGUUGUGUUGGCUAUGCGCAUGCGUCGAAUGAGUGAAAUGGGGCUGAUAGUGUUCAACUCGAUCACAAUGUUUUUAGUGAUUGUGGGACUCAUCUUGAGCAUUUCGGAUGUGUUCUUCAAGCAAAAUAUAAUUGUCUUUAUGGCAGUAGCUUUCUGGAUAUUAUACCCACUCUUCUUAUUGUUCAUUUGUGUCAAUAAUCACGACUUGAUCGGUUGGUGGAUGGAUUUUAUUGCCGUGGAAUUUACCACAGCGUUCAUCAUUUGGUCUUGUACGAUCUUCAUUUUCGGCUUGUUAGAAAGCAGUUUGGCAUUCUUCUUCAAUGAAACAAAACAACAGUCUGGUUUGUGAAAUUCUUCUUCCGGCUUAUAUUUAUUGACAGACAGUAGAAUAGGACGAUGUCACUCUGUGGGCAUCUUCAUUUUAAUUUUGAUUUUUGUGAUUUCUAGUUCCUCUUCAAGAGAGAAUGUUAAUCAUAGUUUACCUUUCUCAUAUUAAGUGUGCUAUUACUUGCACAGACAUUUACACUGAUAUUCGUCUUUUGUAAUAAGAACACAAACC
Messenger RNA from Trichobilharzia szidati, 845 nucleotides. The record is from the annotation of a GenBank genome assembly. Lineage: Eukaryota; Metazoa; Platyhelminthes; Trematoda; Strigeidida; Schistosomatidae.